AUGGAAAACCUUAGCGGUGGCGCGGAGGCACACGCGCGGUCGAAACAGUAUGACUACAUAUCCAAUUCCAACCUCGUCUUAAACUCGGACUCGCGUCCCAUCGGAGAAUCCACCGGAGAACCAGAAUCACUUUCAGGAAAAAUCGAUUUCAAGAAUUUCGGCGAUCGUGCUUUCCGCGGCCGUCCAACGGAGAAGAGAGGCCUCGUUGACGGCUCAGACCGUUAUCAUCGUCGGAGGAGCAAGCGGUGCUGUUUUCAGGAAGAGAACAUGAGUGUACUCACUGAUACUGAUGACGGUAUUUACCAGCCGAAGACUAAAGAAACUCGCGCCGCUUAUGAGGCAAUGUUGAGUGUUGUCCAGCAGCAGUUAGGUGGUCAACCAUUCAGCAUUGUUAGAGGUGCUGCUGAUGAGAUUCUUACCGUUUUAAAGAACGAAUCAGUGAACAAGAAGAAGGAUAUUGAGAAGCUCUUUAACCCUAUUACUGACCAUGUAUUCCAUCAGCUUGUUUCGAUUGGGAAGCUCAUAACCGAUUUCCAAGAGGCUGGUGAUGUUGAUGGUGAUGUUGAUGGUUGUUUUGACAAUGAUGUAGGUGUUGCAGUGGAAUUCGAAGAGAGUGAAGAUGAUAAUGAGGGUUGGAAUGAAGAGAGUGGUGAAGUUGAUGUGGUGCAAGAAGAAACAGAAGAAGUGGAUGAGGAUGACAUUGGUGAAACUGGUGGCUCUCGGGCAAUGCAGAUAGGUGGUGGAAUGGAUGAUGAAGAGAUGGAGGAAGUUGACGAUGAAGAAUUGAAUGUGCAUGAUAUUGAUGCGUAUUGGCUUCAAAGGAAAAUAUUUUUGGCUUUUGGACAGGAGAUUGAUCCGCAUCUGUGUCGAAAGCUUGCUGAAGAGGUAUUGAAUAUUUUGGCCGAGCCUUGUGAUAGAGAAGUAGAGAAAAAGCUGUUGUUGUGUCUCAAAUUCGACAAGUUUAGUCUCAUUAAGUUUCUGUUGCGGAAUAAAUUGAAGAUUGUAUGGUGUACUCGCUUGGCAAGGGCACUGGACCAAGAAGAGAGGGAGAAAAUUGAGGAAGAGAUGAUGGGAUUGGGUUUGCAGCAUAUUUUGGAGCAAGUGCAUACUAUGAGGGUCUCUCCUUUGGAGAGACAGAAGAACUUGGAGAGGAGUAUCAGAGAAGAGGCUCGAUGGUUGAAAGAUGGGAAUGUGGUCUUGGAUAGAAGUGCAAGGGGUGUUGGUGAUAGGGAUGACGAAAGCAGGGGUCAGCGCCGGUUGCUUGAUUUGGAAAACCUUGCUUUUGAACAGGGUGGUUUGUUUAUGGCAAACAAAAAAUGUGAUCUUCCUCAUGGGUUUUAUAGGAAUCUCAAAAAAGGUUAUCAAGAAAUUCAUGUGCCUGCCUUGAAGGCUAAACCCAUUGAUCCUAAUGAGAAGCUUGUGAAUAUUGGCUCUAUGCCUCAUUGGGCACAACCGGCCUUCAAAGGAAUGACACGGUUGAAUAGAGUGCAGAGUAAGGUAUAUGAGAGUGCUCUCUUCAAGUCCGAUAAUCUUUUGCUUUGUGCCCCAACUGGUUCUGGAAAAACCAAUGUUGCUGUACUUGCCAUACUUCAAGAGAUGGCACGGCAGAGAAAUCCUGUUGAUGGUUCAAUUGACCAUAGUGCUUAUAAAAUAGUUUAUGUUGCGCCUAUGAAAGCUCUUGUAAACGAGAUUGUUGGCAAUUUGUCCAAUCGUUUGCAGGAAUAUGAUGUUAAAGUUAGGGAGCUCAGUGGAGAUCAGUCAUUAACGCAACAACAAAUGGAAGAGACUCAAAUUAUUGUGACAACUCCUGAGAAGUGGGAUAUUGUUACACGAAAGUCAGGAGAUCGGACUUAUACGCAGCUUGUGAAGCUUCUUAUAGUUGAUGAGAUUCACCUUCUCCAUGAUAACAGGGGGCCUGUUCUUGAAAGUAUCAUUGCUAGAACAGUUCGGCAGAUUGAAACAACGAAGGAUUAUAUUCGAUUGGUGGGAUUGUCUGCUACUCUCCCUAAUUAUGAAGACGUGGCGUUGUUCUUGCGUGUUGAUCUUGACAAGGGGUUGUUUUACUUUGAUAAUAGUUAUAGACCUGUUCCUCUUUCUCAACAAUUUGUUGGAAUCACACUAAAGAACUCUUUUCAGAGGUUCCAGUUGAUGAAUGAUAUCUGCUAUGAGAAAGUUAUGACUGCUUCUGGAAAGCAUCAGGUUCUCAUCUUUGUACAUUCUAGGAAAGAAACUUCCAAAACAGCUAGAGCCAUCAGAGAUGCUGCACUUACAAACGAAACACUUGAUAGGUUCCUUAAAGAAGAUAGUGCAAGCCGCGAGAUUCUUCAUACUCAUACUGAUCUUGUGAAAAGCAGUGAUCUUAAAGAUCUUUUGCCAUAUGGUUUUGCUAUUCACCAUGCUGGUAUGACAAGAACAGAUCGCCAGCUUGUUGAGAAGCUUUUUGCCGAUGGAUAUGUCCAAGUUUUGGUAUCCACGGCUACCCUUGCCUGGGGUGUGAAUCUCCCAGCUCAUACAGUUAUAAUCAAAGGAACAAAGAUUUACAAUCCUGAGAAAGGGGCAUGGACUGAAUUGAGUCCUCUUGAUGUGAUGCAGAUGUUGGGUCGUGCCGGAAGGCCGCAGUAUGACUCAUUUGGUGAAGGAAUCGUCAUUACCGGCCAUAAUGAGUUGCAGUAUUAUCUCUCUCUUAUGAACCAACAACUUCCUAUUGAAAGCCAGUUUAUUUCCAAGCUUGCCGAUCAACUGAAUGCAGAAGUAGUUCUUGGUACUGUUCAAAAUGCUGGGGAAGCCUGUCACUGGAUUGGAUACACUUACUUGUAUGUCCGUAUGUUAAGGAAUCCUUCUCUUUAUGGCUUAGCACCAGAUGUCCUUACGAGAGAUAUAACAUUGGAAGAGAGAAGGGCUGAUUUGAUUCAUACGGCUGCAACCAUCUUAGAUAGAAAUAAUUUGGUGAAAUAUGAUAGGAAGAGUGGAUAUUUUCAAGCCACUGACUUAGGUCGAAUUGCAAGCUACUACUAUAUAACACAUGGAACUGUAUCUACAUAUAAUGAGCAUUUGAAGGCUUCAAUGGGAGACAUACAGCUUUUCCAAUUGUUCUCUCUUAGUGAAGAAUUCAAAUAUGUAACAGUAAGGCAAGAUGAGAAGAUGGAGUUAGCGAGGCUUUUGGACCGUGUUCCGAUUCCCAUCAAAGAAGGUUCGGAGGAUGCAAGUGCCAAGAUUAAUGUUUUACUGCAAUCAUACAUUUCACAGCUUAAGCUUGAAGGACUCUCAUUAAAGUCUGAUAUGGUCUUUAUAACUCAGAGUGCUGAACGUCUUUUGCGGGCUCUUUUUGAGAUUGUCUUGAAACGUGGUUGGGCGCAAUUGGCUGAGAAAGCUUUGAACUUGUGCAAGAUGGUGACCAAGAGGAUGUGGAGUGCACAAACACCACUUCGUCAGUUCGAUGGAAUUCCAAAUGGUAUAUUAACAAAAUUGGAGAAGAAAGAUUUGUCAUGGGAAAGAUAUUAUGAUCUAUCAUCACAAGAGAUAGGUGAACUUAUUCGCUCACCAAAGAUGGGGAAGACCCUUCACAAAUUUAUCCAUCAAUUUCCAAAACUCAACCUUGCAGCACACGUUCAUCCAAUUUCUCGCUCAGUUUUGGGGGUUGAGCUCACAAUAACUCCAGAUUUCUCGUGGGAUGAUAGAAUACAUGGAUAUGUUGAGCAGUUUUGGGUGAUUGUGGAGGAUAGUGAUGGUGAAUGUAUUCUUCAUCAUGAGUAUUUUAUGCUGAAAAAACAAUAUAUUGAUGAGGAUCAUACUUUGAAUUUCGUAGUGCCAAUAAAAGAGCCUCUUCCUCCUCAAUACUUUAUUCAUGUUGUUUCCGAUAGGUGGCUUGGAUCCCAAUCUGUUUUACCUGUAUCUUUCAGACACAUAAUCUUACCUGAAAAGUAUCCUCCACCUACUAAACUAUUGGAUCUGCAGUCACUGCCCGUGACAGCUUUACAAAGUCCUUCAUAUGAGGCGUGGUAUCAGAAUUUUAAGCAUUUUAAUCCUAUACAGAGACAAGUCUUCACAGUUCUGUAUAAUUCUGAUGACAGCGUCUUGGUUGCUGCUCCAACCGGGAGUGGUAAGACUAUAUGUGCAGAAUUUGCAAUUUUGAGAAAUCAUCAAAAAGGGCCUGAUAGUGUCAUGCGUGUUGUUUAUGUAGCUCCAAUUGAAGCUCUUGCCAAGGAACGGUAUUGUGAUUGGGAGAAGAAAUUUGGGGUUGGUCUUAAAUUGAAGGUAGUUGAAUUAACCGGAGAAACAACAACAGAUUUGAAACUGCUUGAGAAUGGCCAGAUUAUCAUUUGUACUCCAGAGAAAUGGGAUGCUUUAUCUCUUCGUUGGAGACAUAGGAAACAUGUCCAACAAGUUAGUCUUUUCAUCGUUGAUGAGUUACACUUUAUUGGGAGUCAAGGAGGCCAUAUUUUAGAGGUUAUUGUAUCUAGGAUGAAAUAUAUUGCUAGUCAGGUUGAAAAUAAGUUUCGCUUUGUGGCUUUAUCAACCUCACUUGCAAAUGCAAAAGAUUUGGGAGACUGGAUUGGAGCUACCUCUCAUGGCCUAUUCAAUUUUCCACUUGGCGUACGUCCUGGAUUAGAAAUAUACAUCCAGGGUGUAGAUAUUGCCAAUUUUGAGGCGAGGAUGCAGGCAAUGACAAAACCAACUUACACUGCAAUUGCUCAACAUGCCAAGAACGAUAAACCUGCCCUUGUAUUUGUACCUACAAGAAAGCAUGUCCGAUUGACCGCUAUGGAUCUGAUUACAUACUCAAGUGCAAACACUGGAGAGAAGUCGUUUUUAUUGCGGUCUACAGAAGAACUUGAACCUUUUCUUAACAAGAUUAGUGAUAAAAUGUUAGAAGUCACAUUACGUGAAGGGGUUGGCUACUUGCACGAGGGCUUGAACAAACUUGAUCAUGACAUUGUGGCACAACUAUUUGAAGCUGGUUGGAUUCAAGUAUGUGUUUUAAGUAGUUCCAUGUGCUACAAAGUUACUUUGUCAGCUCAUUUGGUGGUUGUGAUGGGCACACAAUACCAUCAUGGUUGGGAGAAUGCACAAACAGACUAUCCUGUUACUGAUAUUUUGCAGAUGAUGGGUCAUGCAAGUCGUCAUUCGGUGGACAAUUCUGGAAAGUCUGUCAUCUUCUGCCGCGCACCUCGUAAGGAGUACUACAAAAAGUUUUUGUAUGAAGCAUUCCCGGUUGAAAGUCAUCUUCAUCACUCCUUACAUGAUAAUUUGAAUGCUGAAAUUGUUGCUGGAAUUAUUGAAAACAAGCAAGAUGCCGUAGAUUAUCUUACAUGGACAUUUAUGUACAGGCGCCUCACCAAGAAUCCAAACUAUUACAAUUUACAAGGAGUUAGUCACAGACAUCUUUCUGAAUACCUCUCCGAGAUGGUGGAAAAUACAUUGAGUGAUUUGGAAACAAGCAAGUGUGUUGCUAUAGAGGACGACAUACGUUUGUCUCCUCUUAAUCUUGGAAGGAUAUCAUCAUACUAUCACAUUAGUUACAAAACAAUAGAAAGGUUUUCACUAUCUCUUACUUUAAAUACAAAAAUGAAGGGCCUUUUGGAGGUUCUAUCAUCUGCAUUAGAAUAUGCUUACCUUCCAAUACGACCCGGGGAAGAAGAGGUAGUUCGCAAGUUAAUAAAUCACCAAAGGUUUUCCUUUGUAAACCCCAAUAUUAAAGAUCCACAUGUCAAAGCCAAUGCCUUGCUUCAGGCUCAUUUUUCAAGGCAAUUUGUAGGUGGGGACAUUGCAUUGGACCAGAGAGAGGUGUUACUUUCUGCAAAUAAACUGCUUCAGGCAAUGGUAGAUGUAAUAUCAAGCAAUGGUUGGUUGAGUUUGGCUCUUCUUUCUAUGGAAGUUAGUCAAAUGCUGACACAAGGAAUGUGGGAACGUGAUUCUAUGCUGCUACAACUUCCUCAUUUCACAAAGGAAUUGGCUAGGAAAUGCAAGGAGAACCCGGGGAAGAGUAUAGAAACUAUCUUUGAUUUAUUAGAGAUGGAAGAUAUUAAGAGGCGUGAGUUGUUAAGCAUGUCAGAUUCACAAUUGUUUGAUAUUGCUCGAUUUUGCAAUUGCUUUCCUAAUAUUGAUUUGUCAUAUGACGUCUUUCACGAAGACACUGUCCGGAUUGGGGAGGAUAUAACAGUAUAUGUCACUUUGGAGAGGGAUCUCGAGGGUAGGACAGAAGUAGGACCUGUACAUGCUCCUAGGUAUCCAAAAGCCAAGGAGGAAGGAUGGUGGCUUGUUGUUGGUGAUACCAAAACCAACUUGUUGCUUGCAAUUAAACGAGUUUCCUUGCAGCGGAAGUUAAAAGCCAAACUGGAGUUUGCUGCUCCUGCUGAUGCUGGCAAGAAAUCAUACAUACUUUAUUUCAUGUGUGACUCAUACAUGGGUUGUGAUCAAGAGUAUGAUUUCACUGUUGAUGUUAAGGAAGCACAUGAUGGCAAAGAAGAUAGUUGCGGAAAAUGA
Molecule: messenger RNA, 6483 nt
Organism: Lathyrus sativus (Indian pea)
Lineage: Eukaryota; Viridiplantae; Streptophyta; Magnoliopsida; Fabales; Fabaceae
Source: the annotation of a GenBank genome assembly